Molecule: messenger RNA, 612 nt
Organism: Pochonia chlamydosporia 170
Lineage: Eukaryota; Fungi; Ascomycota; Sordariomycetes; Hypocreales; Clavicipitaceae
Product: acetyltransferase, GNAT family
Exons: 1
Coding region: 1-612 (203 amino acids)
Molecular function (GO): acyltransferase activity, transferring groups other than amino-acyl groups
Source: RefSeq, a predicted model, not a curated record
AUGAAAGCCACCCUCAGAAAAGCCAAGCUUGACGACGUCGACGCCCUCUGCAACGUCUACAUGUCCGCCUUCACCCACGAAAUAUUCAGCCGCCAAGUCUUCCCGCGACUCUCAGGCACCGGCCGCGCCUACUGGUCGGAAGCAUUUUCCGAAGAGCUCCAAGAACCGGACGCCACAUUCCUCGUGGCCACCGAUCCUGCUUCGUCCACGCCAGACAAGAUCGUCGGCUACGUGAAAUGGGUGCGACCGGAUGCCGCAGCACAGGACUACUCUGAAGAUGGAUACCCUGAAGAUGGGCUCCCAGAGGUAGCGAGCGAGUUUUAUAAAAAGCUGUUUGAGGGACAUAAACGGAAUAUGGGCGAGACGAGGCAUUGGUACCUGGAUAUGAUGGCCGUGGAGAAGGACUCCAUGGGUAAGGGCCUCGCCCGACAGAUGAUGGAAUGGGGACUCCAGAAAGCUAGGGAAGAUGGUGUAGUUUGCUUCGUGGAAGCGACGGCUGAUGCGAGGCCUUUUUAUGAGCAUUUCGGGUUUCGAGAGAUUGAUAGGAUGGGCGUCGAUACGCCAGAGGGGAGGGCGGAAGUCAUUUUCAUGGUUAGAGAUAUAGACAGCUGA